AUGACGAAUUGGGAGAAGGGCCACUACAUCAAUUACAAGAAAAUGUCGGAAAACCUUGCCGUCGUCCGCAGCAGACUCAACCGUCCGUUGACCUACGGCGAGAAAAUCCUCUAUUCCCACUUGGACGACCCUCACGGACAAGACAUCGAGCGUGGGGCGUCAUACCUGAAACUUAGACCCGAUCGAGUGGCUUGUCAAGAUGCUACCGCACAGAUGGCCAUUCUUCAAUUUAUGUCCGCCGGCAUGCCUUCAGUUGCAACUCCGACUACUGUCCACUGCGAUCACUUAAUCGAGGCUCAGAUUGGUGGAGAGAAGGAUUUGAGCAGAGCGAAGGAUAUCAACAAGGAGGUGUAUGAUUUCUUGUCCUCCGCUUGCGCCAAAUACAACAUCGGUUUCUGGCGACCUGGCUCAGGCAUAAUCCACCAGAUUGUUCUUGAAAAUUAUGCUUUCCCAGGUGGCCUGAUGAUCGGUACAGACUCCCACACGCCAAACGCUGGCGGUCUUGGCAUGGCUGCGAUCGGUGUUGGCGGUGCUGAUGCUGUCGAUGUCAUGGCCAAUCUGCCCUGGGAAUUGAAAGCACCCAAGUACAUUGGUGUUAGGCUAACUGGCGAAAUGUCUGGCUGGACGGCUCCCAAGGAUAUCAUCCUCAAGGUGGCAGGCAUCUUGACUGUAAAGGGUGGCACGGGGGACACCAUCAUUCUUCACUGGUUCGGAACCGAGAGACAUCACGCUGCCUGGCCUGUGUGGAUCAACUCCAACGCCAACAUGAUGGGUGCUGAAAUUGGAGCAACCACUAGUUUGUUCCCCUUCAACGACCGCAUGUACGAUUACCUAGCGGCUACCAAACGUGGGGCAAUCGGCGACUUCUCUCGCAGCUACGCCGCAGAACUUCACGAGGAUGAGGGUGCUGAGUACGACCAGCUCAUCGAGAUCAACCUUUCAGAGCUUGAGCCGCACAUCAACGGGCCCUUCACGCCCGACUUGGCCACCCCCAUCUCCAAGUUCAAGCAGGCAGUCAAGGACAACAAGUGGCCCGAGGAACUCAAGGUUGGCCUCAUCGGUUCUUGCACGAACUCUUCCUAUGAAGACAUGUCUCGCGGCGCCUCAAUUGCUCAGGAUGCCAUGGAUCACGGCGUCAAGGCCAAGUCGCUCUUCACCGUCACACCAGGAUCAGAACAAAUCCGUGCGACGAUCGAACGCGACGGUCAACUCAAGACUUUUGAGGAAUUUGGCGGAAUUGUCCUUGCCAAUGCUUGCGGUCCCUGCAUUGGGCAAUGGGACCGUCGGGACGUGAAGAAGGGAGAAGCCAACUCGAUCAUUUCCUCGUACAACCGAAAUUUCACUGGGCGAAACGACGCGAACCCUGCCACCCAUUCGUUCGUUACAUCUCCAGACUUGGUCGUUGCCAUGACCAUUGCUGGCAGCCUCAACUUCAACCCUCUCACCGAUACCCUGAAGGACAAGGAUGGAAAUGAUUUCAAACUCAAGCCCCCGGCUGGUGACGGUCUGCCGAAGAACGGAUAUGACCCGGGUCAGGAUACCUACCAACCACCGCCUGAGGAGCGUGAAUCCGUAGAAGUGCAGGUCUCUCCAACCUCCGACCGUCUCCAGAUCCUCCAGCCAUUCGAAGCUUGGGACGGCAAAGACUUCGAGGAUCUUCCUAUUCUCAUCAAGACCAAGGGCAAGACCACCACUGACCACAUCUCCAUGGCUGGUCCCUGGCUCAAGUAUCGUGGUCACCUCGACAACAUCAGCAACAACAUGUUGAUCGGUGCCAUCAACGCCGCCAACGGCGAGGCCAACAAGGUCAAGAACUUCAAGACUGGUGAUUAUGAUGCUGUGCCUGCUACUGCACGUCAGUAUAAGAAGGAAGGGAUCAAAUGGGUCGUCGUCGGUGAUUACAACUACGGUGAAGGUUCUUCGCGAGAACACGCUGCCCUUGAGCCCCGCCAUCUCGGUGGCAUCGCCAUCAUCACCCGAAGCUUUGCACGUAUCCACGAGACCAACCUAAAGAAGCAAGGCAUGUUGCCCUUGACCUUCUCUAACCCCGAGGACUAUGACAAGAUCAAUCCCGACGACAAGGUCGAUCUUCUGGUCACUGGCUUGGAACCCGGCAAGCCCCUGACCAUGAGGGUACAUCCCAAGGAUGGAGAGCCAUGGGAGUGCGAAUUGUCUCACACAUUCAAUGCCGGUCAAAUCGAAUGGUUCAAGAAUGGUAGCGCUUUGAACACGAUGGCCAAGAAUCAGGGCGGAAAGUAA
Molecule: messenger RNA, 2259 nt
Organism: Cladophialophora yegresii CBS 114405
Lineage: Eukaryota; Fungi; Ascomycota; Eurotiomycetes; Chaetothyriales; Herpotrichiellaceae
Product: aconitate hydratase, mitochondrial
Exons: 7
Coding region: 1-2259 (752 amino acids)
Biological process (GO): tricarboxylic acid cycle
Cellular component (GO): mitochondrion; cytosol
Molecular function (GO): aconitate hydratase activity; 4 iron, 4 sulfur cluster binding
Source: RefSeq, a predicted model, not a curated record